This is a messenger RNA of Rhodamnia argentea, 2359 nucleotides long. RefSeq names its product jasmonoyl--L-amino acid synthetase JAR4-like. Gene Ontology annotation, molecular function: acid-amino acid ligase activity. The transcript has 6 exons. NCBI's taxonomy places the organism in Eukaryota, Viridiplantae, Streptophyta, Magnoliopsida, Myrtales, Myrtaceae. The record is from RefSeq and is a predicted model, not a curated record. The coding region runs from base 502 to 2259 and encodes 585 amino acids. Gene Ontology annotation, cellular component: cytoplasm.
GAAACGAACGAUUGCAACAACAUGAUCUCUUUUUCUCUCUCUUGGGUAAAUAAUGCAGAAGAAGACAAAAGAGUGGCACAGGGGUCGGAGUUGGAGUUGGAGUCGGUGAUGUAUUCUGCAGACCUCGGCCUUGUUGUCCCCUGUUUUACCUCGUCUGCAUCGAGAUUGACAGACCCAAGUCAGCCCCUCCCUCUCUCUCCUCCCCCCAAUAAAAACACACUCGCUUCGACAGCAAUUAGCUCCUCUCAGAGUUCUGGUUCCUUCCGGGUACUCUCCCUCUCCCUCUCCCUCUCCCUCUUCCUUUGCAUUCACCCAUUGCUUAUGUUCUUGAGUUCAUCUUCCAUCUCUGCUGCUAGUUCCUUCUGUCUCUCUGUGUAUGUCACCGCCCCAAUUCACUGAAGCGCAUGGAGGUGCAGCUUCCGCGAAUAUUCUGUUUGGUUGACUGAGUUGACCACUUUCGAACAGAGUGCCAAAAAAAAAAAAGCUGAGGGGCUUUUGAAGAUGUUGGACAGGAUGGAGAGUAUGAAUUUUGACGUUGUUAUAGAUGAAUUCGAGGCUAUGACUACAGACGCCAAAAGGGUUCAAGAAGAGACCUUGAAGAAGAUCUUGGAAGAGAAUGCUGAGGCGGAGUACUUGCAGAAUUUGGGGCUUAAGGGAAAAACUGAUCUCGAGAGCUUCAAGACUCAUGUUCCUCUGGUUACUCACAAGGAAUUGGAGCCUUACAUACAGAGGAUUGCAGACGGUGAUUCGUCCCCAAUCCUCACCGGAAAACCCAUAACCACGAUAUCAUUAAGUUCUGGUACCACUCAGGGAAGGCCGAAAUAUGUACCCUUCAAUGAUGAGCUUGUAGAGUCAACUAUGCAAAUAUACAGAACCUCUUUUGCCUUUCGAAACAGAGAGUACCGUAUUGGGAGCGGAAAGGCUUUGCAGUUCAUUUAUAGCAGCAGGCAGUUUAAAACCAAAGGCGGCCUGGCGGCUGGUACUGCCACAACUAAUGUCUUUCGAAGUGCACAGUUUAAAAGUACUAUGAGGGCAAUGCAGUCUCUUUGUUGCAGUCCAGAUGAGGUGAUUUUCGGUCCCGAUUUCCACCAAUCCUUAUAUUGCCAUCUCUUGUGUGGGCUUAUCUCCUGCAACGAAGUCCAGUUCGUGUCCUCCACAUUUGCUCAUAGCAUCGUCCAUGCAUUUCGAACCUUCGAAUCAGUUUGGCAGGAACUGUGUAGUGAUAUAAGGCAUGGGGAUCUAAAUAGUCAAGUUACUGUCCCAUCGAUCCGAGCAGCUAUGUCAAAAUUGCUUAAGCCAGACCCUGAGUUGGCUGCUCUCAUAUACAGUAAAUGCUCCAGGUUGGAUAAUUGGUAUGGAGUAAUUCGAGAGCUUUUUCCAAAUGCCAAGUACAUUUAUGGGAUCAUGACUGGGUCAAUGGAGCCGUAUGUAAAGAAACUGAGGCACUACGCUGGGGAUCUGCCUUUGUUAAGUGCAGAUUAUGGAUCUUCUGAAGGAUGGAUUGGAGCUAACGUAAAUCCUAAGUUGCCCCCGGAGUUGGCCUCUUUUGCCGUUCUUCCAAACAUUGGCUACUUUGAAUUUAUCCCUCUCAGGGAGAUGACUGAGAUCUCAAGGCAAGACAAAGAAUCAUCGACUUUGCUAUGUGUUGAUCCAAAGCCAGUGGGUCUGACUGAAGUCAAGGCUGGUGAGGAGUAUGAGAUUAUUGUCACCAAUUUUGCAGGGCUGUAUCGAUACAGGCUAGGAGACGUGGUGAAGGUCAUAGGAUUUCACAACUCCACCCCUGAACUCCAAUUUAUCUGCCGAAGAAAUCUCUUGCUUACCGUCAACAUUGACAAGAACACCGAGAAAGACUUGCAGUUAGCUGUCGAAGCAGCAGCCAAGUUGCUGGUAAAAGAAACUCUCGAAGUCGUAGAUUUCACCAGCCACGUGGAUUUCUCCACGGACCCAGGUCAUUACGUGAUAUUCUGGGAGAUGAAUGGUCAAGCCAGCGAGGAGAUCUUGAGAGAAUGCUGCAACUGUUUGGACCGCUCGUUCAUCGAUGCAGGGUACGUUGGCGCGCGCAAGGUGGGCGCGAUAGGGGCCCUCGAACUCCGAGUUGUCCGGAGAGGUACUUUCCAGAAGAUCCUGGACUACUACUUAGGAUUAGGAGCCGCCGUUAGCCAAUUCAAAACCCCGAGGUGUAUAGGGCCUAACAACAGCAUGGUCUUGCAGAUAUUGUGUGGCGAAGUCGCUAACAGUUACUUCAGUACGGCUUUCUGAUUGGGAAUGAUUGAUAUUCAGGCUGUUUAAAGUUUGUGGUUUCAACUGUUUCUUAGGUAGAGAGAUAUUCGGCUCAUGAUGCAGAAAACAUAGUUUGCUU